AUGUCGGCGUUCACGAGCGCUUUCGAGUCCCUCGUGGGCCCAACGCGAGCGCCCAACGCGGCGCGCGUAUCCUCUCGCCGCGCCACCCGCGGCGCAUCUACCGUCGCGGCGGCGGCCGAUUCCAAGAGCGCUGGCAAGGGCGAACAGGCGGAGCGCGCGCGCAUGAACAUCGCGUUUCCAACCGAGGAGCAGGCCGAGAUGAUGGAGAAGCUGGGGUUCGAUAAGCCCGGCCAGGAGGAUACGGUGCCCUUAGUGGCCGACAAGUUCAAGUGGGACGAGGAUAGGCCGUUUCACAGGUACCGAGACCUCGAGCACUUCAAGCACGACCUCUCGCACAUCCAGUACGGCGGCAAGGACGGCGUGGACGACAGGUCACCGGGCGCCAACCCGCGGGCACUCCCGUCGCCAAUCACCUACAGGGUCACAGUCCCGAAUGGCUACGAUAAAAACCGAGACGUCCCUUACCCGACGGUGGUGGCGGUGCCGGCGGACGCGGGGUUCGGGCAAGCGCUCAACGCGACGGGCGCCACGAAGGUCAUCUGCGACGACGAAAAGUUCCACGACAAGAACGAGUGCGUGGUUGUCGAACUCGGGUUCAACCGACCCACCUGGCUCGCGGACACCGUCGCCACCAACCACGAAUCUUUCUUUCUGGACGUCAUCCUCCCGCGGGUGCUGGCGAGGUACAACGUGGGGACCAUCUCCCUGAUCGGGUACGCCAACGGCGGCUUCGGCGCGCUCAACAUGCUGCUGAGGCACCCGCACCUGUUCCACCGCGUCGCCGUCGCCGACGUCCCCGUGCUCGGCGAUUUCACCGGGUACAUGCGACCGUGGGGACACGUGGACUUCGGCGGCGACGACGACGAGCUCAAGCCCCCGUGGGCCAGCUUCGCCGACGCCUUCCCGCACAACGCGAUGUUCCUACCCUAUAACGCGGGCGCCCUGGCGACGUGCGAGUACGUCAGCGGCGAGAUGGGGUUCAGCGCGAGCGGCGAGGCGAGGAUCGGGAUGUGGAGCGGCGCGAGGACGAGGUGGGAGAUGGAGCAGCUCGCGGAGCAGUUUGAGGAGUUUGGAGUCCCGCACAGGUUCAGCACCGAGUUCGACGACACAAACGCGGACUGGAACGGGGAGUGGCUCAAGGAGGCGCUGGCGUUCCUCGCCGCGGACAUGUAA
This is a messenger RNA of Micromonas commoda, 1173 nucleotides long. RefSeq lists its product with no specific name. Bases 1 to 1173 code for a protein of 390 amino acids. The transcript is spliced from 2 exons. Lineage: Eukaryota; Viridiplantae; Chlorophyta; Mamiellophyceae; Mamiellales; Mamiellaceae. The record is from RefSeq and is a predicted model, not a curated record.